This is a messenger RNA of Lates calcarifer (barramundi perch), 3721 nucleotides long. Its product is annotated as neuronal acetylcholine receptor subunit alpha-2. Gene Ontology annotation, biological process: monoatomic ion transmembrane transport; signal transduction; chemical synaptic transmission. The transcript has 9 exons. Gene Ontology annotation, molecular function: acetylcholine-gated monoatomic cation-selective channel activity; transmembrane signaling receptor activity. Gene Ontology annotation, cellular component: synapse; neuron projection; postsynaptic membrane. Lineage: Eukaryota; Metazoa; Chordata; Actinopteri; Centropomidae. The record is from RefSeq and is a predicted model, not a curated record. The coding region runs from base 64 to 1794 and encodes 576 amino acids.
GGAUCACUUCUGACACAACCCGAGCUUCAUCAGAGCAACACUGGACUCUGGUUUCUGUUUCAAAUGGAGCGGAGAGGAGACCUGACACCGCUGCUGUGCUGCUGCUGCUGGAUCCUCAUCAACUGCGCGCUGGCUGAAGACUGGACUCGUGUCCACACUGAGGACGAGCUCUUCAGGAGCUUGUUCGGAGGCUACAGCAAGUGGACACGUCCGGCACGAAACAUCACCGACGUGGUCAUCGUCAAGUUUGGCCUCUCCAUCGCACAGCUGAUAGACGUGGAUGAGAAAAAUCAGAUGAUGACGACCAACGUGUGGUUGAAACAGGAAUGGACAGACUAUAAGCUGCAGUGGACUCCCUCCGACUUCGACAACGUGACGUCCAUCAGAGUUCCCUCUGAGCUCAUCUGGGUGCCCGACAUUGUGCUGUACAACAAUGCAGACGGAGAGUUCGCCGUCACCCACAUGACAAAGGCCCAGCUCUUCCACACCGGUCGUGUCCGCUGGGUGCCCCCGGCCAUCUACAAGUCGUCCUGCUCCAUCGACGUCACCUUCUUCCCCUUCGACCAGCAGAGCUGCAAAAUGAAGUUUGGCUCCUGGACGUACGACCGAGCCAAGAUCGACCUGGAGCCCUUCGAGAACACCGUGGACCUGAAGGAUUACUGGGAGAGCGGAGAGUGGGCGAUUGUCAACGCCGUGGGCACCUAUAACACCAAGAAAUACGACUGCUGCCACGAGAUCUACCCUGACAUCACCUACUAUUUUGUCAUCCGCCGCCUGCCGUUGUUCUACACCAUCAACCUCAUCAUCCCCUGCCUCCUCAUCUCCUGCCUGACCGUCCUGGUUUUCUACCUUCCAUCGGACUGCGGUGAGAAAAUCACGCUGUGCAUCUCUGUGCUGCUGUCGCUCACCGUCUUCCUGCUGCUAAUCACAGAGAUCAUCCCGUCCACGUCCCUGGUCAUACCUCUGAUCGGGGAGUACCUGCUCUUCACCAUGAUCUUCGUCACGCUGUCAAUCGUCAUCACCGUGUUCGUGCUGAACGUCCACCACCGGUCGUCUGCGACUCACACCAUGCCUCGAUGGGUUCGGAGGCUUUUCCUGUCUGCGGUGCCACGUUGGCUGUGCAUGAAGCGUCCACAUCAUGGCCUCAAGCCUGUCAGUUUGGUUUGGCUCAGGGUUAACAUAUUCUUGAAACCAAACCCAAACUCACUUUGUUUUCUCAGGCGGCGCCACCUGACUGAUAAACUCCUCCCCGUCCGGACUCCUGGCCCCGCCCACAUCACAUCCACCUGGAUCACAGAGUCGAGCAUCGAUCUCCAUGGAUACCGGGGUGGUGACGGUUGCCACAGCAGCCACGAGCUGAACUCCUUGGAUACCAGAGAUAAAAUCCACUACUGCGACCUUCACGGUCACCCACACACUGACAACCUGGCGAGGUUAGGGGUGAAGACGAGGAUUUCUCCCCUCUCUCCUCCUUCCCCUCCAUCUCUUGGUUACACCCUCCUCCCGCAGAGACACUCCACACUCAGCUUGGACUGGGACACCCCUACUUCGGAGCGUGGUUCGAUCCAGAGCCCAUCGGCCUCUGUUCUGUCUCCUGCAGUGGUAUCAGCCCUGGAGGGGGUCACCUACAUCGCAGAGCAUCUGAGAGCAGAGGACGCAGACUUUUCAGUGAAGGAGGACUGGAAGUAUGUUGCCAUGGUUGUGGACCGGAUCUUCCUGUGGAUGUUCAUUAUCGUGUGUCUGCUGGGAACAGUGGGACUCUUCCUGCCUCCGUGGCUCUCUGGGAUGAUUUAGUUCUGCUCUUACUAUAAAAAGAUUUUAAACUAUUAAACUUGUAAACAACUUAAGCAGAGAAGGUGGACUGAUAUGUUCUGUAAGUAUGAAAAAAGACGUUUCAGUCACAAAAACUCAUGCCUCUUAUGUUUCCUAGGGAGGAAGGGAACACUUUUGCCCUGAUAUCCUUCCGUGGUUGAAAUUUCACAAUGUGAUGCAACCACUCAGUACAUGUAAAACUGGAAAUAUGCAGCUUAAUUGCAAUGAUGUUUGUUUUAGUCAGAAAACCCAAAGAUACUUAAUUUACAAUGACAUGUAACAGAGAAAAGCAGAAAAGACUCAGAUAUAAGAAGCAGAUGUUUGGUAUUUUGCUUGAAAAAUGGUCUUUGAAAUGCACAAACAGACAUUUCAUCUCUUAUACUGUGUAUGUCUCUUUCAUUUCUGCAGAAUAUGUUGAUUUCUUUGAGAUAAGUCAGCCACCUGUGACGUUAGGCUUGUUAACAGGUGAUGUCAAAGUCCAUCAGCCAAUACUGAGUGAGGAGAAAAACUGACAGAAGGUGUAAAGAGGACUGACAGUGGAAAAGAAAGAAGGAUCUGAUAUAACUAACUAGUCCUUGUGUUGGUAAAGCAAGCUCAGAGGAGGCAAAGUGUGACUUUAGCACUCACCAUCCUACAUGAAGAAAGCCAAGAAGAUGAGAGAGAAGAAGACACAAGAAGAAAUAGUCCCUUAAUAUGAACUCUAAGUAUUACGACUCUGAUUGGUUAAUUACACUGAAUUAAAGUAGCUGUUAAUCAUUACAUUUUAAAGUUUCUCUCCAGUCCUCAUUAUCAUGUCUUCUCCUUUAAUUACAAUGUGAUAUAAUCAGGUCACAGGUGACUUAAUCCCACCACAGUAAACUCUCUACUCUCUUUUAUUUAACCUCGUACUGCAGGUGAAAGCAGGUGUCAGUGUCAGAGAAUAAAGGCAGCUUUUACAUUUUAGAAUAGAUAAUCAGACUGUAAUUAAAUGUAGAUUAGAAACAGGAAACUGAAACGACAAAUGGUGCGGUGAAAAAGUAAUGUAAAGGUAUUUCAUUUGGAAAUUUUGGUGAACUAACCCUUUAAACUGUAUGAAAAGCAGUUCAUAUUUCUACCAGCUGGGCGCAGCAGUAUCACACAUACCAACACAGCUGGUGUCUUAACCCAUAAAAGCCUCAGGAGAAGUUGGUUGUUUGUAAAGUUGUGUUACUGUAGCAUAGAUACAAGUAGAAAAACUUAAAUACUACCACUAUAAAUACAACUGGUUCUACACCUAUGUAACAUUUAACACAAGAGUUGUUGUGUUGAUAACACAUAAUCAAGUCCUGACAUGUCCUUCAUUAUCUCUUAUCUCUGGUGUGAUCAAACAUUUCUUCCUGUUGGAUAACAAAGACAGAAAUUCUCUUUGACUGUGAGUUGUAAUUUCAUGCUCAGAUGACUGAAGUAGCGCGUGGUGGUUUUAUUCAACUGAAGCAUUCAGAUUAAUUCACCAAAAUCCGGUUGUUUACGUCAUUUGAAAGGAAGAAGGUGCUUUCAUUUUUCCAGGACUGACUGUUAUCGCGCUCAAAUCUAGUCUUAGCAGGCCCCAGCUAAAAAUACUACAUCAAUCAGUUGGAUAAUAAUGAUACAGCUUAAAUAAAAUCAUUAAUAUAAAUAAUUUGAAUACAAAGAUCAACAGAUAAAUAAUCCUGGGUGCUUGUUUUUUUGCACAGAGUGAGAACCUCAGAGUAAAGAGUCAAACCACUGGCCUAUGACUGUGUAUGUUCUCUGCAGAUACAUUAUUACAUAAAUUUUGAUACAAAGUUUUAUGCUUUUCUAAUAACUUGAUGAUGAAACACUCAUUUUUUAUUUUUCUGUGAAUUUCUUCUAGACAGAAAACUGCUGGAUGCAUGUUCAUUUUGGUUGUCUCCCAAUAAACAUUUUCCUUUCA